AUGGGUCUUCUGUGUCCUUUCAAGUCCUCUCUGAUCUCCACCUUGAGAGUAACCAGCAGUAUCCAUCUUACGAAAUUCCAGUUUGCAGAAUAUCUUAUUCUUGCAGGUGAUAUUGGGCGCUUAACGGACUAUGAUGACUAUCGCAAUUUCCUACAAAAACAGACAGAUCGAUUCAAAUUGGUAUUUCUCAUACCUGGAAAUCAUGAGUUCUACAAUGGGACUUUCACGGCAGGGCUGGAAAAGGCUAGACAACUUGAACGGGAACCUUCCUUAAAUGGACGAUUACAUGUCCUUCAUCAGAAAUGGUUUGAUAUACCGGGUUCUUGUGUCACUAUCCUAGGCUGCACACUUUGGUCAAAAGUGCCUCAUGAAUUGACGGAUGUCGUCCGGUCAAAGAUCAAAGAUUUCCAAAAAGUCGAAGGCUGGUCAGUCGAUGACCAUAAUGCAAGCAAUGAUUCAGAUCUCGCUUGGUUAAUGAAAGAGAUACAUUUGAUACAUAAGGAAAAUGAAAAGGCAGAAAAGCGGAGUAAAAAGAAAACUAUUCUUGUUGUGACACACCACGCUCCUUUACUCCAGAGGACGUCGAGCCCGCAACACGUCCAGAACCCUUGGAGUGUUGCCUUUGGGACUGAUAUUCUAUCACAAACACCAGAUGGGGUGAAAGUCUGGGUGUUCGGGCACACACAUCAUACCACUGAUUUCAAGGAGGGAGGGAAAACCGUCCAUCCCAAGGCUUUGCGAUAUGCCACUCCCUUCCUAUUCGAGAACGCCAAGCGACGCCAAGACAAACGCCCCUGA
Penicillium verrucosum is the source of this 798-nucleotide messenger RNA. Its product is annotated as calcineurin-like phosphoesterase. The transcript is spliced from 2 exons. Gene Ontology annotation, molecular function: hydrolase activity. The coding region runs from base 1 to 798 and encodes 265 amino acids. NCBI's taxonomy places the organism in Eukaryota, Fungi, Ascomycota, Eurotiomycetes, Eurotiales, Aspergillaceae. The record is from RefSeq and is a predicted model, not a curated record.